Paramecium tetraurelia is the source of this 1875-nucleotide messenger RNA. RefSeq lists its product as uncharacterized. The transcript has 4 exons. The record is from RefSeq and is a predicted model, not a curated record. NCBI's taxonomy places the organism in Eukaryota, Ciliophora, Oligohymenophorea, Peniculida, Parameciidae.
AUGAAAUCACAGAUUGAGGUUUUAAUUCAUUUUAAGAAAUUCACAAACAUUGAUCUCUUCACUUAAGGAAUCUAUUAGAUAAGAGUUCAAAUACCAGAAGCUUAGCCUUAUUUGAUCUUCAAUUCAAUAAGACGUGAUCCGUAUACUACUAAUGAGGUCGAUAAAAAUUUUGUAUUCUACGAAGAGAACAUAGAGGAUAAAUAUUUCUAUUCAUAAGGGUUCUUGAUUCGAUAUGAGGAUGAAGAAAUGCCUACUAAUAUUGGUUGCGUAUUUCGAUAAUAAGAAACUCAAAAUAUUGAAAUCGUCAUUGAAUUGUUGUUUCUAGAUAAAAAGCUUUUAGGAGAUCUUUUUGUCGAUAAUUUGAAGGAAGUUGCAUUGUCAAUUAAAUAAUAAAUGCAAAUCAUAUCCAGAGCCACUUUAACAGUUUCUAAUACAUUAACUUAUAAUUAAGCUUAUUAUCCUAUUGAGUUUGAUUCAGCUCACUUUUGUUUAUUAGAAACUUAAAUCCAUACAAUUCCAAUUCAAUUUUCAUUUACAAAACAGUAAUUAGCUGCAGAACUCCAAACGUAAGAGAAAUUAUAAGAGCUUUUAAAUUAGUCUAUAUAUUUGAUGUUGGAUAAUAGGAAAUAAUUAGUCAAACAACUUGAUAGUCUACAGAACGAAAAGAAACUCACUUAGUUAAAAUAUUAGGAAAAGUAAUUUGAUUUAAAUGACAGAGAAAUAGAUGAUUAAAUUAUACAAAGUUUACAUGAUCUUCAUCAUGAUAUGUAUAUGUUAUGGUGUGAACUCGUGAAUGCAAUCAAGGAGAACCAUCAAAAGCUCUAAGACUAAUUGGAAUAGGAAUAUUUAUGUCAAAUGAUGUAAAGGUGGUAAAAUUGCGUUUUCUUAAAUAAAUCUGAAGUUAAACAACUAGAUCAGGCUCUUUUAAACGGAAGAAACAAUCAUGAAUAAGCAAAACAAUACAGAAGUCAAAUUAACUCUUAAGAACUUGAUGCAAUUAAAUAUGCCGAAUUGCUCCAACCACUAAAUGCAAAUCCAUUUAUUUUCAAACAUACUUGUCUUUAAAAGGGAUUUAUGCAGAAAUCUCAAAAUUCCCUUAUCCACUAUGUCGUCUUAGUUCAUGGAUAUCAAGGUACUUCCUAUGACAUGAGAUACUGGAAAUCCAUAUUGACAAUUCGUUUUAAGGAUAAAAUUAGAUUGAUUUGUCCAACAUGCAACGAUGGAACUUCAAAUAAACCAAUUCAGGAAUAAGCAUAAUUACUAGCCAACGAAGUCUCAAACUUUAUAAAUGAUGAAAAUGUAACAGAAUUUAGAUUGUCAUUUAUUGGGCAUUCCCUUGGAGGCCUAAUCAUAAGGGCAGCACUUCCUGAAUUGAGUGAGUUUAAACAGUUUAUGCAUACUUAUGUCAGUCUUGGAUCACCUCAUUGUGGAUAUGCCUCAUCAGAAAGUGUUUUAGUGGAUACUGGAUUGAUGAUGAUUCAAAAAUGGAAUAAAUGCAAGACGCUUGAAGAAUUAAGUUAAAGAGAUCAUAAAGAUAUUAAAAACACUUACAUAUAUACUUUGAGUAAGGCAGAAGGAUUAAAUUGGUUUGACAAUGUAGUUUUGAUGUCUUCAUUUUAAGAUCAUUAUGUGCCUUUCCAUUCUGCUCUGAUCCAGAAAAUUGAGAACUCAAACGAUCAAAGAGUUUAGGCCUAUAAUGAAACAGUAUCAAACAUUUUAUCAAAAUGCGGAAAAAUAGAUCGAUUUGAUAUUAAUUUCUUAAUAACUAAAAAAAAAUUGGAUAAAUUUAUUGGAAGGGCAGCCCAUAUUGAAUUUAUUGAUAAUUUAAUAUUGGUAAAGAUGUUUAUUUACUUGUAUGAUGAAUAUUUUCAUUGA